AUGGCGGCUUCGAUAACUCGAGUGAUGCAGCGUACCAUCACUAUCACCAAUGCAACCGGAAGCACGCAGACAUACGCACUAUUCGCUGCUACCCCUACCGUUACCCCAGCCAUCUCGUCCAUCAACAACAACAUCAUCCUGGUCCUGCGCGGCGUGGCCAGCACAACCGGCCAAGCCUACUUCACGCUCCCAAAGGGUCCAUUGUACGCCGUCUGCGGUGUGAGCUACGGUGGUGAAUCGACAGUCGAGACCCAGGUUGAAGUUCUAGACACUCGACCUAUAGACACGGGGCGCAAGUCAGACGACGGCACGGCAUUGCCCGGCACCACGUUGGAGCUGAUCAUGCGCAAGGGAACGCCCAACUUCUCCAACAAACCAGACAUACCGCCCAGUGGCAAUGAGGGCUGCUUCUGUAUUCGCACAAGUAGUGAAUUUACGCAUAGUGACGCUCGUGCUGGUGAUUUUGUCGUUGGACUGUCUCUUUUCAAGAAAUUGUCCCGCUAUUUCGGACCGUUUGCAACUUUUCGUCCCGCGCCGGGAAUGGAGUACCAGAUUCAGCCACAGAAUCGGUUCUACUUGGCCGUAGGGGACUACCCCGUGCGCUCGCACACCGUCGAGGGCCUGGAGAAGCGAAGUUGUCUGGUGGACUUUGAUCAGUUGGAGCUGGAUGACGUGCAGGUUUACCACGAUGAGCAUGGUCGUCUCACUGUGCGGUCUGACUUCAAUGAGGAUUAG
Pochonia chlamydosporia 170 is the source of this 735-nucleotide messenger RNA. RefSeq lists its product as hypothetical. Bases 1 to 735 code for a protein of 244 amino acids. The record is from RefSeq and is a predicted model, not a curated record. NCBI's taxonomy places the organism in Eukaryota, Fungi, Ascomycota, Sordariomycetes, Hypocreales, Clavicipitaceae. The transcript has 2 exons.